This is a messenger RNA of Stegostoma tigrinum, 4589 nucleotides long. RefSeq names its product IQ motif and ubiquitin domain containing (gene iqub). Gene Ontology annotation, cellular component: acrosomal vesicle; motile cilium. Lineage: Eukaryota; Metazoa; Chordata; Chondrichthyes; Orectolobiformes; Stegostomatidae. Gene Ontology annotation, biological process: cilium assembly. The record is from RefSeq and is a predicted model, not a curated record. Gene Ontology annotation, molecular function: protein binding. Bases 126 to 3011 code for a protein of 961 amino acids. The transcript has 19 exons.
GGGACUGAUGCGGUUGCUAUGACUCCGCGGUCAACAGGCCGAGGCCCGGGACUGGAGCGGAGAGGGCAGGAGGCCGUAGCCGGAGAAUCACAACCCCGACACGGCGCAACGACUGAUUCAGAAAAAUGGCAGAAAAUGAAGACCAUAACCAGGAAGCUGAAGAACAAAACGUUACAUUUGAGCAAGAUGAGCACACUUACGAACAUGCCAUAGAAAUACAUGAAGUGUUAGAUGAAGGCCGCUCUGAAGAGCCUGCAGAUGGAUUAGAUGAUACAAAAUCCAGAGAAUAUGUUGUUGAGUUACCGUCAGACAAUGAUAUGGGAGCAACUUCAGUAUCCUCAGCUUCUUUGAUUGAUGAAGAAACAGUAAAUAAAACAUCAGAAGAAAUUAUGUCAAUGGAGAAUCCUGAAGUUAUCAAUCCAACAGAAGAUCUUGAAUCCCCAGAACAAAAUGUUGGGGAAAAUCCUGUAGAUGAAGUCACAGCUGUUGAAACGAUGGUAGAAAACGAUGUUACAACAGAAGACAUGGAGUCAGCAGGUGGUGCUGACAUGAGCAAACCAGAGAUGGCAAGAGAAGGGCUUAUAAUUAUUGACUGUACCAAAAUUGGAACAGAAAACUGUUUAGAAGCUGAGUCUGAUCAAUCAAAUAUGAAGCCAGAAGAUGUGACAGCGAAAUCAGACACGCUAGUUUUGGACUGUUCUAAAUGUGCUACAACAGAAAGCCCUACACCAAUUGUCUCAAAUGAGUACCCAGAAGCAGAAGAACCAGAAACUGAGCCUGCAAUAUCUUGUGAUGAAUUAAGGGAGAAACUAGAAGCACAGAUAGCUGCCAUUGCGGCAGUGCAUGGUAAAAUUGAACCUGAAAAGACUAAUGAAAAACUAGUUUCCAAAGGAACAGAUGCUACUGAGUGCUUGGUUUAUCGAACUCCAUCAACUGCUGCUGACAGAGACUUAAAAAAGAGAUCAGUUCUACAGGCAUAUCCUCCGCUACCAAAGACCCCACCACCAGACAUUGCAAGUAGUACAGCCACAGUCAAAGUUGCCCUACUUCCUACCGGUGAUGUUAUGACCGUGGCACUUCCCAUCUGCCUUACAACAGGGAAGCUAAAAGCACGAUUUGGAAAAGAAUUGAAAGUACCAGCAAAUAAACUGGAAAUAACAUGUGACAGCAAAAUAGCUAAGGAUUCUGAAACACUGGUUGAUUUAGGAGUUAGACCCCAUGGCUCUAUCCAGCUGGAACUGAGAUCUGUUGACCCUGAAAACCACCCAAUCAAACUAAUUAGGCCACAGCAGGAAUCAACCACAUCUGAUGUGAUAACUGUCAACAUUCAGAAAGAUGAUGAUACAUGUUUCUCUGUGGUGGUGGAAAUCGAAAGACGACCUUAUCACAAGCCUUUUUUAGGUGGCUUCAAGCACAAACUUACAGGAAAAGAAUUUCAUCAUGCAGGAACACAGACUCCAAUCAAAAAAGCAAACUGUUAUUGUGUGGAGAGAUUCUGCAGGGAAACACAGACAGUUUCUGACAAGAAUCAGUAUCAGCAAACAGCAAAUGACACAUCCACACAGAUGACCAAAAUCGGCUGUUAUGUGUCCAAUAUCACAGACAAAUUGGUUACUCCAGGAAAAUACUUCACUGCUGCACAAUACCAUGCUCAGAGGUUGAAAGCGGUAAUUGUGCUGCAGACCUACUUUAGACGCUGGGCUGCUAAGAAUUAUGUUCAACAACUGAGGAUGCAAAGGAAUCGGAGGAUACAAUGGGAACAGGAGCAAGAACUGAAAAUUGAAAUGGGAAAGCAAGAAUACUUGAAGAAACAGUAUGAAAGGAGAAUGAACCCUAAGACAAAAGAAGAUUUUGAUCUACUCUUUCAUGCCUUGGAAGUGUGGAAGCAGGAGGAGCUGAGUAACAUAAACCGUACCCUUACUGGACCUGAGAGAAAAGCAGCUCUUUACACACUCCUUGAACAAGAAGCACAGCUCAUUGCAUCAAUUUCUCGACACAAAAUUGAUGCUGCUAAGGAAACUGGACCAAAACUAAUUCAGAAUCUUUUGAAUAAGUGUGCAGAUCCCAUAAGGUGGAAAGCAUAUGAUGGGAGAGUUACUGAAAUGGACACACCGUUCACCAUCCGGGCCAGAGAGUUACGAGAUAUUUACAACAGUAUUAACAUGAAAUACUUGACCCAAGAUGAGAGGCUGGAUGCUCUUUUGACCCUAAAGCAUACGGUCAAGGAACAUGACUGUAAGUUAACACAAGAAAUUGUGGAAUUGAUUGACAGAGAGGCAGAUCUUCUCAUGAGACAAGUAAAGGAGUCUUACUUGGAAGGACUCAGACAGAGAAUAUCAACACUCUUUCUUCAGUAUAUAAAAACACCAACAUUUAACCCAGAAAUCGCUAGAUUUCUUAAGGUGCCACAGGAUCCAAUGCAAUUGCGCAAAAAUAUUUACUUCUGUUCAAGCUGUGGAAGCUAUUUACCAUCCACAGAGUUCCCCUUGUCACUAACUUCACAAACUCUUAAAAUAUGUCGACAAUGCUAUAAGCUGAAUAAUGAAGCUCGACGUCGUGAAGAAUCAAGCUUGUACAAAACAAUGCUUAAACGGCUGAGAAAAUCUGAGGCAAACUUUGAAGAUGGAUCCCAGCUGGCAUUCUUAUUACAGGAACAAGAUAUGAAGCAUCUGGUUGACAGUAUUUGGGGAACACAAUCUGCACUGAGUGCUUCAAAGAAUCUGAAAGAUUUAACAAUGAUAAGGUGGGACAAAAGGUUUGAGUGGUCACCAUGGAACUGUAUCCUGCUGACAGAAGAGGAAGCUGUGGCCCAUCUUAAACUUAACAAUAUUGAAAAGGAUUAUGAGGCCACAUUCGUUCGCAAGAUCAAGCACCGGCACACUUUGGGAAAGACUUAUUUUUCUCGGAUUCCUGAAAUAGUCAAUUAUGCACACACUUGCUUGAUGCAAGACUUGACUUCCGCAAAUAACCUUGUCGUUACAAAUUCACUUAAUUCUAAACGGAAGUUGUAGUUGUUAGACAGCCUUGUUGCGAUGUUUAAUUUCAAUUAAAAAUGACAGACUUGUUGAAUAAAAUCUGUAAUUCAAUUCCAUUGUCAUCAGUUAUAGGUGUAUAUUCGUAACCCUAACUCUAAUUAAUAUUUUCAUAGUUUAUAGUUCAUUAUAUUACAUGAACCUCAUAGACUCAAGAAAGGCAAAUGAACUGAAAUGUAACUGAAACUAAAUUUAAAAUCCUUUUUGUAGAAAAUUUUCUUCAACAUAAUUGAGUAUAUUCAGUCCUAAUACUUUGAGACCAUAAUUAUUUCCAGAGGCACCAGAAUUACACAAAAUAUUUGGUGUGGUAUUCACACAGAAAAAACAAUAAGUCCUACAGCCAUUUGCAUAUGCACUGGAAAUAAUGUUGGCUGCAUUGCUCAUACAAUGUGGAUGUCUUCAAAUUGGUGAAAAACACAACAUAUCAGCUCAGGGUAUUUAAAAAAAAGUGCUAGAUACUUUUAUGGAGAAGUAAUUCUAUAUAGGUGCAGAAUAUUGGUAAUGCAACCCUCAGUUUAUUUCUGGAUAAUAAGUUUGUCAAUUAAAUUUUGGCUCAAAGAUCCAUGACAUAUCAUGUUGUUAAGGAGUGACAUUCAGUUCGGUGAUGACCUGAAUAGCAUCUGAGCUGUUGGCCUCGGAAAAUCAGAGUUCUCAUUUUAACACUCAAUACUUCUUAAAAAACAUUUAUCUAAUACUCAUUAAAAUCCCAUUAUUGAACAGUUCCAACUGGGAGCACAUCUCAAGAAAUUGAGAGUGUGUAACUUGUAAUUUUCCAUCCAUUAUCUUCACUGAAUAGAAAAUCACCAGUUGCGUACAUAAUUUUUUUUAACAUGCAGGCCUUGUAAUUGCAGCUGCCUGCUGGAUAUGUGAGAUUGGUGAAUCAGCUCAAAUGUUUAAUAAAAGACAAAGAGAUAUAUGUAGGCACAAUAUGAUGGUUUGACAAGGGUGAAAUUUCAUCAGGUAAAGUAUAUCAGUUUGAGAAAUUGAAGUCGCAAUUCAUCAAAGUGCUAAAUUACUCCUCUCAGCGCCAUUUUGGAAAGUUAUGAGGAGAUACAGAUUUCAUUUAAACACUUAUUGAGCAGAACGAUAUGAUUGCCCUUCUCCUCUCUCUGUCAGACACAACUAUGUCUGAAAAGAAUCAUUUGGGAUCUUAUGAAAAAUCCUGUUUAAUCUAUAAAUCACAUUUCACAACCUUUGUCAUUAAACGUGGAUAUUAACUUAAAGCCCAGUUGUGUUUAGACUUUUUGCUUACAAUAUUGUUUAAUGCACUGCAUGUAAUCUUUAAGGCAUCAGUCCAUCAGUUUUCAGCUGAUAUGCAAUUCUGACAGUGUUGGAGCUCUGAACAAAAAUACUACCACUUGUGUUCUAAAUUUUACUACAUAAUUCUUAAAGAUUCCAACCAGUGCCAUGAAACAUCAGUCAAAGCAAAGGCAGUGUAAGGUGUCACUGUAUUGAUUCAACAUAAAAUGGAAAAAACAUUUUGGACAUUUUGCCUUUAGUCAAAGUGCAUCAUUGGUUAUCUUUAAUUUGUCUACUUAUUAAAAAAUCUCACAGUCA